AUGAGUCUCCGAACAGCUUCCCUCUCGCGGAGGGUGACUUGCUUCCAUGCGCCCGCAGUGGACCUCCGACGCUGGCCGUCCUGCAAGGUCCGAGCUUUCUCGAUGACCACGCAUCGUGAUGCGACGUGGGGGUUUAUUGGACUGGGACAGAUGGGCUAUCAUAUGGCCAAAAACCUGCGCGCCAAGAUCCCCGUAUCUGAUACCUUGAUCAUACGCGAUGUCAACCAAGAUACCAUGAAUCGAUUCGCUACAGAGGCCCGGGAGACCACACAAAGCAAUGGUGCGGGCGUCAAUGAAGGCCAAGUUGAGCUCGCUCAGAGUGCGCGCGAGGUUGCCGAGAAAUCGAUUGUUAUGGUUACCAGUCUCCCGGAGUCUCGGCAUGUUAUUGAUGUUUACCACUCUAUCCUCAAAUAUGGAGCUCUACCACCGCUCGAGCAAGAGCGUCUCUUUGUCGACACAUCUACUAUUGACCCCGUCGUAUCCAAGGAUAUCGCAAAAGCUAUCCAUACCACUCAAGCCGGCCGCUUUGUGGACGCCCCUGUAUCUGGAGGUGUGGUCGGUGCUCGUGCAGGAACGUUGUCAUUCAUGUUUGGUGCCUCUUCAGAGAAACCAGAACUACUCGAACGUAUUCGUGGUGUACUCGCUUUGAUGGGUAAAAAGGCCUGGCACCUUGGUCAGCCUGGUGCUGGUGUGUCCGGUAAGCUCGCAAAUAACUACAUUUUGGCUCUAAAUAAUAUCGCCACCGCCGAGGCUAUGAACCUCGGUGUUCGCUGGGGACUCGAGCCCAAGAUCUUGGCGGAAAUGAUCAAUUCGUCAACCGGUCGUUGCUGGCCCUCUGAGGUUAACAAUCCCGUUCCUGGUGUCGUCGAGACAGCCCCCGCGUCACGUGGAUAUGAGGGCGGAUUCGGGGUAAGUCUCAUGCAUAAGGAUCUUCGCUUGGCUCUUGCUGCUGCGGAGCAGUCUAAUACUCCUCUUGCCCUGGGUACUCAGGCUCGCGAGGUGUAUAAGGCUGUUGAGGAGGAGCACCAUGGUAAGGAUUUCUCGGUGGUUUACAAGUGGUUGCAGGAGAAGUCUCAGUAA
Molecule: messenger RNA, 1080 nt
Organism: Penicillium vulpinum
Lineage: Eukaryota; Fungi; Ascomycota; Eurotiomycetes; Eurotiales; Aspergillaceae
Product: Dehydrogenase multihelical
Exons: 3
Coding region: 1-1080 (359 amino acids)
Biological process (GO): L-valine catabolic process
Cellular component (GO): mitochondrion
Molecular function (GO): NAD binding; 3-hydroxyisobutyrate dehydrogenase activity; NADP binding
Source: RefSeq, a predicted model, not a curated record